AUGGCGUCUACAAGCCCAGCCACUGGUCUGCAAGAGCAGCAGCAUCAGGCAUCUCGCCCUCUUAGCAGGCGCCCACCUAGCGUCACGCCGCUCGUGCUGCACGCUGAAGAUCGCGUUUGCAGAAAGACUUGGCCUCGUUUGCCUCGCUCUCGCGCCUCUGUGCCCGAAUGUUUGCCACCCAUGCCUUUGCCUCGCACCACAGCCGACCCAGAUGAAUCCGCCUCGCCAGCGCCGCCUCAUCUCGAGCGUCUCGGCUCCACUUCAGCAUUCGACUUUUGGUGGGAGCAAAUUGGCAGCAAGGUGAUGCGCAUGCUGGAUGAUGCCGACUACUCCGUGGAAGCGAGGGCAAGGCACGAGCUACUCUUGCGCAGGUACAUCAUACCGGCCCUUGGCCCAGCACCUCGUCGGCAUGGUGCCGAUGAUCCCAAGCCUCUUGCCGACAGCAGCAGCUAUGCACGAGCUGCAAAUUUGCACUGCGGCAUCCCUAUUCCUCGCUUCGACAGCUUCAUGUGCGACGAUGCUACACCGGUAGAGCUGGGACUGACCUGGGUUAAUGGUAGACCGAAUGUGCGCAUCGCCAUUGAGCCGCUGGAUGAAGAGGAGGAGCUCUUGUUUGGAAACGGAACGCUCAACUACCGAGCUACUUGGCGUCUGAUACACAAGCUCGAAGGAGCUGGUCUCGGUGACUUUACUCUGUUCAAAAAGAUGGUUGCCGAAGCGACGACCUCUUCAGUGCAAGAGGCGAUCGCGACCAAGCCAUUGGGCCAGGUCGCACAUCACAACGGCCCGCAGAGCGCCAUUGCGAGUCAAUUCUUCAUCGGAUGGGAUCUCGGACAUGACGGAUCGGCCAUGAUCAAAGCGUACGCCAUGCCAAAUGCUCGAGCAAGUGAGCUUGGCGUCUCGAACCUGACCGUCGCAGAUGCUGCGCUGCAAGCUGCAGGGCUGCGCACCUGUCCGGCCUGGCAAACACUGCGCUCGUACAUGACGGGAGCGCCAAAUUCCGAUUUGGACGCAGGACUGACCAGCUUGGAGCGCCCAGAACUGGUAAUCUUGAGCGUCGACUGCCUUGAUCCCAUCGCGGUGCGAGCUGGCCAGGUCCCGCGUCUCAAAGUCUACCUCAGGUAUCCGACAAGCAACUUUGGUCAGAUUGUACGGCAUUUGACCACGGGUGGACGAUGCAGCGACGCUGGCUCUCCGACGCUGUGGCGGCACGUCCUAUCCCGCGCAUGGCAGCAUCUGUUUGAUCGGGACAGCGACACGCACCCAGAAUUUGAUUCGACAUCAGCCCUCGAUCUGACAAGAGGCACGCUGCUGUACGUCGACUUUGGCGCACGCCGUCAGUCAGAGGCGCUCACCUCCAAAGUCUACUUGCCUGUACGUUUUGCCGCUGCCAGCGACGAGAGAGUUGCGGAUGGAAUCGAGCGGCUGAUCCACUGCGAUGAUGUGGAGAGAGGUCGGUACGCCGCUCAGAUUGCAGCGCUCACACGACGGUCUUUGCAGAACAAGGGCAUUCACAAUUACGUCGCUCUGGGUCAGAAGAAGGAUGGAAGGAUAGAUGUGUGCUCCUACAUCAACCCGCAAAUUUUCACCCCUCGGUCCGAAUCUUGGCAGGUACCCUUUCCCAACUGGCCUCUCGCACAACAGCACGUUGCACCGCGGAGAUGACGCCGCGGCUCUGCUAACCCUGCACUCACACCCAAAGACUCGCAAUUGUAUCCUUGCGCCCUGCUCAUUCUGUCAUUGUGAACGCGUGCUCUGCUCUCUCC
Ceraceosorus guamensis is the source of this 1766-nucleotide messenger RNA. Its product is annotated as aromatic prenyltransferase. Gene Ontology annotation, molecular function: transferase activity, transferring alkyl or aryl (other than methyl) groups. The record is from RefSeq and is a predicted model, not a curated record. Bases 1 to 1665 code for a protein of 554 amino acids. The transcript has a single exon. Gene Ontology annotation, biological process: alkaloid metabolic process. Lineage: Eukaryota; Fungi; Basidiomycota; Exobasidiomycetes; Ceraceosorales; Ceraceosoraceae.